GAAGGCCUUGUUUUGGCUGCUCAAAAUGCUGGUUCGCUUCUCACCCUAGUCACAGGAAUGUGGGCAGAUCGCCUCAAUGGUAAAUGGAUGGUUUUCGUGGCGCUUCUUCUGUGUUGCGUCGGCAACCUUGUCCUACCGCUCUUCGCUGCCGAGUCGUUCUGGUUUGCAGUAGCUGCUAGGAUAGCUGUAGGGGCUUCGGAUGCUUGUCUGAUGCCUGCUUGCAAUUCUUUGAUUACUAGUGUUGAAAGCGGUAAUCGUAAUCAACUUGAAAACAACUAUCGUUUUGUUUAUAAGUAG
Strongylus vulgaris is the source of this 297-nucleotide messenger RNA. The record is from the annotation of a GenBank genome assembly. NCBI's taxonomy places the organism in Eukaryota, Metazoa, Nematoda, Chromadorea, Rhabditida, Strongylidae.